Messenger RNA from Salvelinus namaycush (lake trout), 768 nucleotides. RefSeq names its product galaxin-like. The transcript has 5 exons. The coding region runs from base 1 to 768 and encodes 255 amino acids. The record is from RefSeq and is a predicted model, not a curated record. NCBI's taxonomy places the organism in Eukaryota, Metazoa, Chordata, Actinopteri, Salmoniformes, Salmonidae.
AUGUGCUGUGAAGGGACUCUGUACAACCUGCAGGUUCAAGAUAGGCUCUCAGAGGAGGCCCAGUGCUCUGGGAGUGUCCUGAUGGAGGUCAGCUCCACCCAGAUCUGCUGCUCUGCCCCAGGACUAGACCUGCUCUAUCCUACCCAGCCAGGGUUCAUCUGCUGUGGGCACCGCUACCCCAACACCUCCCUGUGGUCUUGCUGCGUGGGGGUCCUGCACCCAAGGCCUGAACCACACACCACCAGCAAAAACAUGAUUCCAGAUUUUGGGAUGACGGCCCCAUCCACAACAGAGUGCAAAGUCUUCCUGGUAAUCUAUGGCCUGCUGGGUUGCUCUGCCACCAUCCUCUUGUUCAACCUCUUCCUGGAGAGGAUCAUCACCAUGUUGUGCUUUCUCAUGCGAUGGUGCCACCGGAAGAGAACACACAAUAUCAGGCUAGGGGGCAACAACAACCAAGGAGGGUCUCCCAGAGAUCACGUCUGCAACGGGCUGAAUUAUGACGUUCUAGAAUACACCUGCUGUGAAGGAGUACGGCAUAAAGGGGCGGGGCUGUCCUGCUGUGGAAAAAGGGCCUUCGGCCUCACCCAGGCUUCCUGUUGUACCUAUUCACUCAAACCUGGUCAGUUAACUCUGAAUGUGAGCCAGCUGGUGUCAGAUUGCUGUGGGUUGAGGGCCUACGACCCACUCAACCAACUGUGUUGUGACUCACGGAUCCUAACCAGGACCCAACCCCAUGCCAAGUGUUGUGGAAAAGUACAGGGGAAUUGA